Molecule: messenger RNA, 546 nt
Organism: Striga asiatica
Lineage: Eukaryota; Viridiplantae; Streptophyta; Magnoliopsida; Lamiales; Orobanchaceae
Source: the annotation of a GenBank genome assembly
UUGACUUGUAGUGGCGGUUCAUGUGCGGAAUCACCUGAUGAAAUUUCUCCUAUAUAUUCAUUGUGGGCCACCUUUACAGGACUCUAUAUUGCAUAUUACGUUGUGGGAAGGUCAACAGGAUGGGCACUUACACACCCAGUGCCACAAAAAGAAUCUGAGAAGUUGAAGAAAAAGCAAAUGACGCCCGACUUUUUGGAUAUGGUCCCUUGGUACUCUGGGACAUCUGCUGAUUUAUUCAAGACAGUUUUUGACCUGAUGGUGUCAGUAACUGUCUUUGUCGGGCGUUUUGACAUGCGCAUGAUGCAGGCUGCAAUGAGCAGGGUUGAGGAUGCAAGUUCCAUUAAACAGGACGAUCUUUUUUACGAUCAGUUUAGUGAACAAGAUGAGCUUUGGUUUGAUUUCAUGGCGGACACUGGUGAUGGUGGUAAUUCUUCCUACAGUGUGGCAAGACUUUUAGCUCAACCUUGUAUUCGUGUCAGGAGUAAUAAUUCUCUGCUCACACUUCAGCGUGGUGGCCUGCUCCUUAUUGGGGGUGAUCUUGCGUAA